Messenger RNA from Myripristis murdjan (pinecone soldierfish), 2408 nucleotides. It is a transcript of the gene gas1b, whose product is annotated as growth arrest-specific 1b. NCBI's taxonomy places the organism in Eukaryota, Metazoa, Chordata, Actinopteri, Holocentriformes, Holocentridae. The transcript has a single exon. The record is from RefSeq and is a predicted model, not a curated record. Gene Ontology annotation, biological process: regulation of cell cycle. The coding region runs from base 398 to 1276 and encodes 292 amino acids.
ACUACGCUGCAGUUUGAGUGGGAGGAUGCGGGAAGGACGUGAACGCAUUUGAGUUAUCAAACUUUAGGAUUAAGGGUAUCGUGUUAUUUGUACUUUGACGGAUUUUGGGCUAUUUUCUUGGACUGUGCGCGCUGCAAAAAAAAAAAAAAAAAAAAGUUCAACUUCAUGUGGGCGCUGGCGGCUUGGGACCUGAGCGCAUGUGAUCGUCCACAUCGAACCGGAUCUUGGUGAAAGUGGACGCCUUUUAGCAACACUCAAGCUCAUUUGCAGCCGUGCAACAAUCCUCUAGGUUUACUUGUCCGACUCCAUUCAUCAGCGCUCGCUAUGCGCAUCCUCGAGUAGUCUACUUGAGUGACUUCAAGUCAUGCAACAGCAAUGACAUGACACCAAACGAUGGAUGUGGACUAAGCCGACUUCUGACGCGGCCCAGUUGGAUUAUUUAGGUCCUUAUGCUGAAGUCUGGCAGUUUUGCGUGUCACUCUCCGUCGAAAUGGCAAGUUUUGCCAUGCUGAUGGAGCGGACGGGGACUCGGGUUUUGUUACUAUGUGGCGUGUUCAUCAUAUUAACAGGUCUCUGUGUCGGAUCCCCUAACCAUGGUGGGCGGCUGGUCUGCUGGCAAGCCAUCAUGAAGUGUCAAAGAGAGCCGGAUUGCUACUAUGCAUAUGAGCAGUACCUGUACGCCUGUGAGCCUGUGAUCAGAGGGGAUGUGAAGAAGUGUCCCAGCCACUGCAUAUCCUCUCUGAUCCAGCUCAAUCUGACCCAGAACGGCCCGGCGCUGGAGGACUGUGACUGCGCCUCGGACCCGCUCUGCAGGAGCACCCAGCGGGCCAUCGAGCCGUGCCUGCCCCGGACAAGAAGCAUGGGCUGCACUGAAGCCCGCACCCUGUGUGAGAGAGACCUGCCGUGCAGCUCGGCCAUGAGGGACUAUCUAUACCACUGCCGCAAACUUUUCGGAGGGGAGAGGUGCUCGGAUGGGUGCCGGAGGGUGAUAGCCAACAUGCGCUCCAUACCGAAAGCACAGCAGCUGGACACUUGCGUGUGCGAUGGCAUCGACAGGAACAUAUGCGAGUACAUCAAAGUUAGUAUGAACACUUUCUGCUUUGAUUCCAACGACAGGUUCGCGGGGAGCGGGUUUUCAGACUCUGAAGAGGACUCCGAGGAUGAUUACUUCGACUCAGAGGAUUAUCAGUACGUGGAAAACUCCAGCGACUCCCCACCCUGUCCGACUGUGCUAAAUGUCGUGACCACCAUCUUGGUUUUAACCAAAUUUAUCUGAAAAGCUGUUUCGGGGGAAAAGAUAAUAGCUGCAUCCCAGAAACAGCCGUGGAUUGCUGUUGUCCUGCUCUUUAAAUAACCUUGAGGUUUGAGUUAACACCUGCAAUCAUGACACCUCACUCCACUUAGACUCUUCUUUUCUCAUUUGUUGUUUAAUCAUAACGCAUGGCUACUCAGACAUCCUAUUUGACCAUCAGUUUUCAUGUCCAGCAACAUCCACAAAAUGUUGGGUUUGAUUUGCACACAUCCAACAAAAUAAUUUGCUACAACAUAUCUUUCCAUCAGUAUUACACAUGUCAAAUGCAUGUAAAGUUUGGUUGGAUCAGUCUAAACAUACAUACAUAAGUUAUCUUUCAUUGUCACAUUCAAAAAGGCUAGAUGAGUAAAUCUGAUAAAGUUGAAGGAGCUUAUUUUUGUAUGUCAACUAUAAAGGUAAAUUGUACAGUAUAAUGUAUAUUUUUGUGUCAGAGUAUUUGUUUAUCGUUGCUAAGAAAUUUGCACUGUAGAGAAAUAAGUUAAGCCUCACUUUUUUGUCUUAGUGAAUUAUGUGACCACAGAAGGAAAUAUAUGUUUUGUCUAAAAGUGCCUAAGAGUCAUUAUAUUUGUUUUUACUCUGCCAUUAUACGACCAUAUUAGAAGUGGGCUGUUACAGUGGAGCGGCUUUCUUUUGACAGCUGUACCAAGACUUACUCCGCAAACCCUUCAUUAAAAAACCAAAGUUGAUGUAAGCCACUUAAAUUUGCCUAAAUCCCACGGCAAAUAAUGCACCCAAAAAGGAAAGCUCGCAGAUUGAUGCUCUUGACCUUGUAAACAUAAAUGUUUGCCCAAGGUAUAAACUGUUAAUUCUUCUAAACUGUUGAGACAUAGAAAAGGCAGACCCCCUCCCCGUGGGGACUGCAGCACAAAUAGAGCCAAGAAGGGUUUUGGUCAGUUUAUUUAUCCUCACCCCAUUUGUUUGUUAGAAGUCUUCACGGAGACACACAAAAGACACAAAAGGAAGUCUGUGUCUCGGUGAAGGGAGGGAGAUAUUAACUGGCCAUCGCAAACACACGUCUGAAUGUAUGCACAUGAAAUAAAGAGUUUCAAAACAGCCCUCGGCGAGGUUGUGUGAUUCUGUCUGGAACUUUUAUCGA